AUGGCCAUGUGGCCCUUCAAACGACGUCGACGCGCUGUGGACUCUAAGGAAGACAAAGUGAAACCAAUGGAACCUAAUCAAUCCGCCGUCGAGCGCGGUACCAACGACGGUACCUCCAAACCUUCAGAUGCUCUCCCAUCGACCCCUCCGGCACCUGUUUCCGCACCUCGAUACGUCGCCUCGGAAAAGGAGAAGAAGCAAAAGCGGCGGUCUUUACAACAAGCACAAGCGCCUGCGAAACCGUGGGUUGACCUCGAGAAACGUCCGAACUCUGAGAACAAGGAGAACGUGCCUGGACCCGCGCCCGGCUACACCAGCAGAGAGGACAUCACCGCGCUCCCGAGUCAACGUCAUCUCGAUCGAAGCCCACAUCUCAGACCGGUUGAUCAGGAGCGAGCGCGGAUACCGUACAACUUUCGACCCUACGCCACGUCGCAGACGAGUCUCCAGCAAGACGAGGCUCUCGGCAGCCUGCACAGACCAAACACUCUCCAUUCGGAACGGACAAACACAUUGCGCUCGAAACGAAGCAAAUCCGAAUACGGUGGUCCGAUGAGGAAGUCGUCGAGUAGGAGAUCGAAGCGGCGGGAAGAGCGAGUGCGCGAGGAAGAGAUUCGACAAUUGGCAUCUUCUCCCAUUCCCAUACCGAAGAGACCAGGUGAUGGCCCUCUCCGAAGAGACAGUAAAAAGUUCCGCAGUACAAAUUUGAGGGAUUCGACCGUGUCCCUGCCUCCUGAGGGCUCGAUACACUCCUCAAUGUCAGGCGCGAGAGAACAGCGAGGGUGGGAAGUGGGCACCUUAGACAUCUUCAACCCACGACCUGCGGUGCGAUUGUCGGGCACGCCACAGUUCUCCGUCGCGCGUACGGCUGCGCCCAAUGGUACGGGCGUCAUGUUCACCAUCGAAUCGCGAAACGGCAAGGAGAAGGCGCCAGUGUCACGCGGUUCUACUCGCAAUGACAGAGUCAUCGGCGACGAAGCAGAUGGGCUAGGCUCUGGUGACAUUCGCGCGAUCAUGGAGCGUGAAGCCAAGCGGAAACAAAAGCGAGAACUGGAACGACAAGAGAAGCUCGAUCGCAAACUGCGGAACAGAGUCGCACGCGAUCGAGCCGAUAGCGAAAAGAGAGCGCGGGAUGCAACGAGCGAUAAACGGGCGGAAGAGGCGAGAGUGCGCGCCGCAGAACUCAUCCAAGCUCGUCGUUCACCGGAUCCGCCAACUGCCAUUCAUCCCGCUCUACGAAGUGACACUGUCAUGGCUGACGCUGAGCCCGUUGGACUGGGUAUUGGCGACAGACCACAGGCAUCAUCCCAGGCAAAGGAAGCGACAGAGAAAGAGACAGAAGACCCCUUCUCCGAUGCACAGGAGCAUUUGGACUCUCCUGCACUACCCCACCCUCCACCCACAGCUGGCGUGCAGGAACCGUCAGAAUCACCGUUUGACGAUACUGUGGUACAGACCGCUACAGCUGUCCGCCUAUCACAGGCCUACACACCACCUCUGUCACCUGUAUACAGCCGAGGCGCGGCGCCCACGAGCUCAGCCCAGCUCGAAGACACUGCUCGCCAGCCGAGCACGUCCUACCAAAGUACGUCGUACUACAGCAUACAAAGCGUGUCAGAUCUCACCAAACCGCCACCGAUCAAGCACGAACCACGUCGCAGUUCCGACACAUCCAAAGAGCGUCGGACAGGCAGCACAUGGGCGACCAUCUUCCGCCGCGGCAGCAAUUUCCGCAAGACUGGCCAAAACGAUGUCAAAUCUUCUUCAUCCGAAUUCUCCUUUUCCAACACUUCUCGCGAAUCUAUGCGAAACCAGCCCAUUCCGGCGCAUCUCAUUGAUCCCAACGCCCGCCGACCUAGCUCUCAACCUCGCACCAUUUCCGGCACCCCUGCUCGCACCAUGUCUCGCUUCCACGAAGACCUCCCCGGAAUGCCCAUAUCCCCACCGGUCUCCCGCACGCAGUCCCCUGAUGUCACCGUCGCCGCCGCCGCGGCUGCCACCCAACGAAGAAGCGGACGACUCACCCCUCAACCCAUCGACAUCCGCACCGACACACCUACAAGCCAACAGCGCGGUCCCAAAGUCUCCAGCUCUCUCGCUUCGAUCGACUCCGAAGGCUCCUGGCUAGCCAGUGGAUCCCUGAAACGCGCUUCCCACCAGUCCGUCCCAAGUCGCACUUUCAGCCGACCGACAACCGGCAAAGACUUUAACUCUAGCUUUGAAGAGCUCGGCAUUGCAGAUGGUACUGGAGCUCACCAAGACCCAGACGCGGAAUAUCUCGCUCGCAACUCCCGCCCACCAGGCAGUAAUCCCGCUCUCAUCGGCGCCACGCCAGAUGAGGAGUUCGAGGACGAAGAGCUCGCUGUCGCCUCGAUGGUGGCGGAGGAACCCGCGCUCACAGUGCGCGGCUCUGUCCGUCGCAGGCCGACUCUCGUUCAGCGUGACGAGCGCUUGAAGUCUCGCGAAGGCCUGGUCACCGAGUACCUCACCUCAUCCGGCACAGAGGUCCACCCGGCCCAGUCCGGCGUCAUGGACUCAUACGACUCUCACUCUCACGAUGACACUCCUCUCACUUCAGACGGAGAAGACGAAGAAGGAGAUGAGCAGUACGACAAUUCUACCAUCGUAGAAGUCGAACGCGCGAGGAGUGUACAGUAUGGCUCGAGACAUUCCAGGCAGUUCUCCGCGGGAAGUGCAAGGCUGCUGGAUGUAAAACCUGAGGGCGGUAUCUCUAGGGAAAGGACGCCAACGCCAACAAGGGCAGUUUUUGAGCCGGCGGAGGAAGAAGUCACUCAGCCUGGAGCUGAGAAAUCGGAGGAGGUUUGA
This is a messenger RNA of Zymoseptoria tritici IPO323, 2826 nucleotides long. RefSeq lists its product as uncharacterized. The transcript has a single exon. NCBI's taxonomy places the organism in Eukaryota, Fungi, Ascomycota, Dothideomycetes, Mycosphaerellales, Mycosphaerellaceae. Bases 1 to 2826 code for a protein of 941 amino acids. The record is from RefSeq and is a predicted model, not a curated record.